Salvia splendens (bonfire salvia) is the source of this 1803-nucleotide messenger RNA. RefSeq lists its product as uncharacterized. Lineage: Eukaryota; Viridiplantae; Streptophyta; Magnoliopsida; Lamiales; Lamiaceae. The record is from RefSeq and is a predicted model, not a curated record. Bases 934 to 1653 code for a protein of 239 amino acids. The transcript is spliced from 3 exons.
GCCUUUACUCUUUAAAAAACAGGUCCAUAACAAAUGAAAAUGUGGCCGAAGUAGUUUUUUUUACGGUUUCGUAAAAAAACUAACGGUAAACGCUAAUUGCAUAGUAACAUGACCAUUAGUUUUUUGAUGGAACUGUUUUUCAAAAAGUGAAUGUUUUGGGCUAAAUUCGUAUUUUGGUCAUAUGUUUAGGACAAAGAUUGGCCUUUACUCUUUUAUAUUUGACACCAACAAUUAAAGUGAAUUACAUAGAGAUAGUGAGAUAGGCUAGAGAUAGGCUAAGGAUAGGUUGAGAAGGGUUAAGAGAUAGGUUGCUGAUGUGGCAAGAGGAAAUUGAAGAUGAGCUAAAAUUAGGCUGAAGAUAAGCUGUUCCCUAUUGUGAAUGUUCUUAAUCUACAUUGACUCAAGAAUUGUGAACGAAACAUAUGAUAUGAAGUAUAAAAUCAGGAAUAAAAUGGGUUACAUGUAGCCUGUCUAGCUCAGUUUGUAGAGCGCAAAGCUCUUAACCUUAUGGUCGUGGGUUCAAGCCCCAUGGCAGUUGGGCGCUUUAUCAGUUUUUUACUAUAACAUUCCCUAUUUCACUUAUACGACUCGUAAGAUAUUUUCUUUUACAGUAACAUUUCCUAUUUUAUAUGUUACUUAUAAGUUAGUAUAAAAUAAGAUUUCACUUUCAUGCAGUAAAUUAUUUUUUUACAUUAACAUUCCUUAUAUUACAUACAUAUAAUAUGUUUUUAUUCAUUUCUUAUUUUAUAAAAUUAGUCGUGUGAUGUUGAUGCAUUAACGACCGUGUACCUAAACACAAAAUCCAACAAAGACACCUUCCUUCCAUUUCCCACCACACCACUGCCCCUUCUGGCCCACACUCUCAAUAUACAUAGAUAUAGCAUUCAUCUGUAUCAACUGUGGACUCAGCCUAUCUCAAAACCGUGCUCAUUUAUGUCAGACAAGAAUCUGUUCAAAAAGCUUACCACAAAACGGAGAGCGUUCAAAGCACCAAGGCCGUCUCCCUCGGCGGCGGUCAGCCUGAGGGCCAGGCCCGCCGCUGGGUUCAAAUCUUCACAAAAGCUCAAGCUUGUGAAGAGGAGCAAUUCCGAGCCAUGGCUCUGGAAGCCCGGUGGCGAUGUGACGAUCGCGGCGGCUGAUGAUGAUGAAGAAGACAACGACGUUGGAGUCCUUUACCGCCCGAGUACAUAUACCAAUAUUUUUUCUUCGCCGGAAAAUUUACUGCCGGGAAACUCUUCUGAGAGGUACAACAUGGAUACAAAGGUGGUGAUCAAUGUAACCGUGGAAGGAAGCCCUGGACCAAUCAGGACGAUGGUUAAAUUAGGAUCAAACGUUGAAGAUAUAGUGAAGCUUGUAAUGAACAAGUAUAAUGAAGAAGGAAGAACCCCUCAAAUGGAUAAACGAUCAUAUUCAGCCUAUGAACUUCACUACUCUUAUUUCAGUCUUCAAGGGUUGAGCAAGUCGGAUUUGAUCGGUGAUGUUGGGAGCCGAAGCUUCUAUCUUCGCAGGCGUAGCAGCGCUGAUGUAACUUCCAAUCAGCUGGAGGCGUUGCCGCUGCCUUUCCUUCCAACAUUCCUCAAUCGAAAGAUUACAAAGCUCAUGCGAAAAACACGAAAACUCUGCAAAAUCUUCGGUUGCAUCCCCUCUGCCUGAUAUUGUGUACUCCUCAUCCUAUAUAUCAUUAUAUUAUGUAAUCCAUUUCUGUUUUGACUAAAGUCAGUGUGUGUAUUCAAACAAAAGGACAAAUGGUGUUAAGAGCGGGUGAACAAUUGUAAUGAAAGAAAUUGCAAUGAAGAACGAAAA